AUGAGGAUGCGGGGGAUUCCUCUAAAAUGCCCUCAAUGUUCCCGAAAGAUAAACAGCUCUGGGAUCUACAGGAAGGUGAGAGAGGUGAUUGACGUGGAUAGACGCUACUACCUGGUGGGAGGAGACAAUCCACGUUGCAACAAGUGCUCUCUGCCGGUCUGCCCAUGGAGCCAGGACAUCCUCACGCAGCUGGAUGUAGCCCACAGGAGCAUGUUUCCCGCUGUCCUCACUACACACCUGGCUCUGGACAGGAAAUGUAUGACCUUCCUGAAGCCGAGGACCAGCGGAAACAGCUCCUCCUACUUCCAAGCGGCAAUAGAGGAAGUGCACAGCGAGGAGUGGGCACGUCAGGCCAUCCGAUACCUCUCGGACUGUGAGAGCCAUCAGAAGAUGGCUACCUUUGUCCCCUCUGCAGCUGCCUAUCCUCCUCCACUGCCCUUUAGGCCCCUUCUAUUUGCUCAGUGGUUUGAGACUGUCCACUCCAACGACAUCCUCAGCCAUGUGGAGGAAAUGAAGGGAGUCAUCACUUCUACCUAUGGUAGAAUUCUUAAGAUGGAUUCGACCAAGAAGGUCACCAAGAAGCUGGCUGGUGGAAUAGGGGGCAGCGCUGCAUGGAUGACAAACAUCGGUAACGAGUUUGGGCAGGUUCUGAACUCUGUUCUGACGACGGGUGAAGGUGCAGGGUUGGAAGAGCUGUGCCAGGGCAUUAUCACCCGUUAUAAGAACGUGGGCAAAGAUGAACCUGAGGUCAUCUAUGUGGACCGGGACUGA
Molecule: messenger RNA, 771 nt
Organism: Knipowitschia caucasica
Lineage: Eukaryota; Metazoa; Chordata; Actinopteri; Gobiiformes; Gobiidae
Source: the annotation of a GenBank genome assembly